Hemicordylus capensis (graceful crag lizard) is the source of this 654-nucleotide messenger RNA. Its product is annotated as FXYD domain-containing ion transport regulator 3-like. The record is from RefSeq and is a predicted model, not a curated record. The coding region runs from base 60 to 473 and encodes 137 amino acids. Gene Ontology annotation, cellular component: membrane. The transcript is spliced from 8 exons. Gene Ontology annotation, biological process: regulation of sodium ion transmembrane transporter activity. Gene Ontology annotation, molecular function: sodium channel regulator activity. Lineage: Eukaryota; Metazoa; Chordata; Lepidosauria; Squamata; Cordylidae.
AAGGAGGAAGCCCACGCAGCCAGUUCCCCCUCCUUUCUGCAGUACAGAUCCUGUGCCAUAUGUCUGAAUACGGACAGAUAAGUGGGGAGGGGGGCGUGGAACUGCUGUUCCGUGUUAUGUGCGAAUGCGGCCACUGUUUAGCCCGGCUUAUUGGCUUUGUCAUUGCUCCAUUAUCAGAGCCCUGCCUACCCAAGAUGAAGUUCACUGGCAUCACGUUCCUGCUUCUUCUGUCGGCCGCCGUCUCCUCUUGUUCCAACAUGGAAACACAGAGUAGUCCUGGUAGAGAGGAUCCCUUCCAUUAUGACUGGCAUUCACUCCGUGUUGGUGGCUUGGUCUUUGCGGGUGUCCUCUGUGUGCUGGGAAUCAUCGUUCUGCUGAGUGGAAAGUGCAAAUGCAAAUUCAACAAGAAAAACAGUCCUCCCCCGGUCAGUGUGGCUCCAAAGAAGCUCCCUCAAGACUGCACUGACUGCUGAGGGAAGAAGAUGGCUGUUCUUGCUAAGAUCCCAGCCCUGCCUCUAGACCAUGAAAUGGUUUCCUUUAGUCAGUGACUAGAGGCAUGAUUUUUUCUCCCCAUCUUGGAGCACUCACAUCUGUGUCCUGAUUUUUUAAAAAUGUGUUUAUGUGUAAUAAAAGUUGCUGCUUUUAAGAAGUGAA